AUGCCGACUCAAGGCCCGUCGCCGCCGCAAGGACAUACCUUCCUCAGCGAAAUCGACGUGCCUGGAACGGAGUGGAUGGUGGAUUCGGCAGACUUCAUGGAGAAGGAGGGUGGCAUCGAAACCGUCGGCGACCUCGCGCUGUUGGAUGUGGACAACAAGGAACUCGUGCUGAAGUUGACGCGAGCUAGUGAUUAUGGCGCUGCGCGAAGGAUGGUCUGGCGCUGGAAGGGCGCUGCCGCAGACCUUUUAGAAGUGGAGCUCGCCGACAAGCCGCCGCCGAUGCAAACGAUGCAGAAGGACUCGAUUGCUGCGGCGGAGGCGCGGGCCGCAGCGGCGGCUUUCGAGGAAAAGAUCGCAGCGAGCGCGCACGAUCCUCGGACGCGGCCCUGGUAUUUUACGGAACUCAGCAAGGUGUCUGGUGCGGAGUGGUCUUUAGCGAAGGCACUCGCCUUCGAGAAACGAGGCAUCAAAACCGUCGGCGACCUCGCGCGAGCGUCCGUCGACGAGGAAAAGUACGUCCGGGUCGUGUCGGCAGCCAAGGACUUCAGCAAAGCGCAAGCGUCUUUCUGGAAGUUGAAACGCGCGGCCGCGGCCCGUUUAGAUGUGGAGAUCGGCGCGGUGCCACCGAAACAAAGUGUAGCGAAGCCGCGGCCAGCGAAGCACCAGCACGUGCCCGACGGCGUCGCGAAUCGUUUCGUACCCUGGCUCAUCGGUUGAUUUUCACACAGGUCCUCGAUACGGUUGAUCGCUGGGUGAAACACGUGUCCAAGGAGGCGACGUUCCCCGCGGACUACGUGAACGCGCUGGUGGUCAUCGCGCGGCGACGGAAAGCUUAG
Messenger RNA from Pelagomonas calceolata, 836 nucleotides. The record is from the annotation of a GenBank genome assembly. Lineage: Eukaryota; Pelagophyceae; Pelagomonadales; Pelagomonadaceae.